UAGUCGAUUUAGAAAGGGAGAAGUAUGAGUUUGGUAACAACAAAACUAGUGCUAGUAUUGAAUGGUAGGAGCAGGAGUGGCAACCAACUAAAACCCUGUUUUAAUUCACUUUUCAACCCUAAACCCUCCUUUUCAUCCUCUUCCUGUUUCUAUCGUUUCCCCUCCAGUCAGAUUAAAAACAACAACAAUAAUUAUCAAUAUACAGAAUCAGUCACCGCCAUGGAAGAAUCAGACGUAGGCAUUUGUUGCUACAUCUCCCCAUCUCUCCCUGGUUUCCGAGCCAUUCUCAAACAAAGGUAUUCUGAUUUUGUAGUGAAUGAAGUAGAUUUGGAUGGAAAUAUUGUUCAUUUGACUGACUUACAUCCAUCCACUCAGAUAGCAGAAGAAGAACUCGAAAAAAAGCCUCCUGUGGAUCAAUUGAAUGCUAAUCAUGAUUCUGAUAUCGAUUCCUUUAGAGCUCUUGCUGGUGACUCUGAUGCCGAUUCUCUCUCCGACUUUAUAAAUCAACUUAUUAUUAAUAAUAAUAAUAGUAAUAAUAAUUCCGACAUCCAAGACGGAGCCACCUCUAUCGUUUUAUCUCCAAGUUCAGAUAAACUCCACCGCACGGCUGUGCAUAAUUUCUUUAAACAAAGACUCAACUUCUUGGUUACUGACACAGUAGACGGACCAGACCCUUACUCAAAAUGCAUCCGUGUGAGGUUCAAUUCACGGGGUAAAAACGACACAACCCGGGGUUCUAAAAAGCGGAAAGGCAGAGGUGACACCCCUUAUGAUAGUCGGGGUUCAGAUCAUUGGCCAGAACAUCUUGGAAAGUUUCUCAGGUUUCAUCUUUGCAAGGAAAACAAGGAUACACAGGAGGCGUUAGGAUUAAUCGGAAAGAUGCUUGGCAUUCAGCCAAGGUCAUUUGGAUUUUCUGGUACUAAAGAUAAGCGUGCUGUAACAACACAAAGGGUGACUGUAUUCAAGCAGCAUGCACAUAAAGUGGCUGCUCUAAAUAAAAGAUUGAUAGGACUGAAAGUUGGUGACUUUUGCUAUGUCAAUGAAGGGCUUCUUCUUGGUCAGCUCUGUGGAAAUCGAUUCACAAUCACACUAAGGGGCGUGGUUGCAGAUUCUGAGGAUACUGUAAAAACAGCAGCAGAUGCCUUAGGAAAGCAUGGAUUCAUAAACUAUUUUGGUAUGCAGAGAUUUGGCAGUGGUUCUAUACCUACUCACCUUAUUGGUGCUAAACUACUUAAAGGAGAAUGGGAAGAAGCAGUGAGAAUGAUUCUUGAUCCGAGGGAUGGUGAAAGGGAUGACAUAAGGAGUAUAAGGGAAUAUUACAAAGAAAGUGAAGACAUUGACGGGACCUUGAGACAAUUACCCCGCUUUCUGGUAGCUGAAAAGGCCAUACUGCAGUGUUUAAAAAAGUGUCCAGGUAACUACUUGCAAGCUCUGAAGGCUGUACCUAGGACCCUUCGAAUGAUGUACGUGCACAGUUACCAAAGCUACCUGUGGAACCAUGCUGCGAGCAUGAGAGUACAGAAAUAUGGGACCGACCAUGUAGUGCUUGGGGAUUUGGUCUAUUGCAAUGAAGAAAAUUCAAAUGAAAUUAAGCAAAUCGAUGAUUCUGUAUAUGAAGAAAUUGGGCCCAAUGAGUCAUCUGAGAAUGAUCAUUUAGAUGAGUCUGAGACACAUGUAUCUGAAGGAAACUGUACCUCGGUAAAGGUUGUCAAUAAUGAAGACAUUGCUUCUGGGCAUUACACUGUUACUGAUGUUGUACUUCCUUUACCUGGUUCAAGGGUAAAUUAUCCACAGAAUGACAUUGAACAAUAUUAUAAAGAUCUUGCAGAUAAGGAUGGUGUUAGCUUGACAGAGAGUGUGCAUAACGUCAAGGAGUUCUCACUAGCCAGCAUGACUGGAGCUUAUAGGCGAGUAUUUGGAAAUCCAAAGGAUUAUGAAUGGGAGUUGCUGAGAUAUACAGAUGUAAGUAUCCCAUUGGUAAAGACGGAUUUAGACUGUGUUACCAAGUCCAAUGAAGUUAAUGGGAACAGUCCAUUAAUUAGCAAGCCACUGAUAGAUGUGUUGACACCCAAUGGAGAAACAAUGUUGCAAGAAAAGAAGUCGUCAAGUGUGUGCACUGCUACAGGAGACCAGCUAGCCCUCAAAAUGAGCUUUACGCUUCCAGCUUCAUGUUAUGCAACAAUGGCGAUUAGGGAGCUGCUGAAAACAUCAACUUCUGUUGCUUUUCACAAGGCAUUGAAUUAGUAGACUUCUCAUGUAGGAGAUUGAAAUUGAGGAAGUCAAAUGCCAGUGUAUUGUGCGGAAACAUCAGGAUAGUCUUUUUUUUUGAUAAAUUUUGCAUUUUUGUAUAACUUACCCUAUUUGCGAUGUAAAAUUUUGAUUAUUCUUGUACGCAUAUUUACAAUAUCCCACGGCAAGAUCAUUCUGACCAUGGAUGCAUGCUAACCAGGGUUUGUGGCUUUGUAGAACCCGACAUGUUUGAGUGCUCAUGAAUCACUCCUUUAAUAUAACAGACAUGUACAUGUUGUUGACA
Erigeron canadensis is the source of this 2533-nucleotide messenger RNA. Its product is annotated as multisubstrate pseudouridine synthase 7. The transcript is spliced from 20 exons. Gene Ontology annotation, molecular function: RNA binding; pseudouridine synthase activity. Lineage: Eukaryota; Viridiplantae; Streptophyta; Magnoliopsida; Asterales; Asteraceae. The coding region runs from base 25 to 2244 and encodes 739 amino acids. The record is from RefSeq and is a predicted model, not a curated record. Gene Ontology annotation, cellular component: nucleus. Gene Ontology annotation, biological process: pseudouridine synthesis.